Tetranychus urticae (two-spotted spider mite) is the source of this 4053-nucleotide messenger RNA. RefSeq lists its product as uncharacterized. The record is from RefSeq and is a predicted model, not a curated record. Lineage: Eukaryota; Metazoa; Arthropoda; Arachnida; Trombidiformes; Tetranychidae.
AGUUACACAGUAAUCAAACAGCAUUCUCUGUUCAUUGUUAUUGUUUUAAUUUUGUUUAACAAAUGGUUUUCAAUUAACAUUUUGUAGUUUUUGAUCAUCGCUAUAAUUAAAUUUCAUUAUGCUACCGUCUAUCAUUACAUAUGAAGGACCAAACGGUGUCAAAUUGUUGAAAUGGAAAAUUAAACCUGGCCAUCGAUUGACAUCGGGAACAUUAAUGUUUAUCUACUCUAACUCAAUAAAAUACAAAUCUAACAACUAUGGAACUACUAUGGAACUGUUGGUUAAGGAGGGAGACACGAUUUACAAUCAUGAUCCAAUUGUCAAAUAUAUUCCGUGCUCUCAUCCAACUGUAAUGAAAGAUCUUUGCGCUGAAUGUGGACGAGAUCUUCGAGAGUUAGAGGAUUAUUCAAAUGCAACAUCUGCUUCUGUUUGUAUGGUUCAUUCAGUUCCCGAACUGAGAGUUACUCAAGAACAAGCUGAGAAACUUGGCAAAGAUGAUGAAACAAGAUUAUUAAAGGAUGAAAAAUUGGUUCUACUUGUCGAUCUUGACCAAACAUUGAUUCAUUCAACCAAUGAACCUUUACCAGAAGGCUUAGAAGAUGUUUUUAAAUACCAACUAUAUGGACCCAACUCACCCUGGUAUUUCACAAAACUUCGACCUCAUACUACUCGUUUUUUGGAAAAUAUUUCAAAACUCUAUGAGCUUCAUAUUUGCACUUUUGGAGCUCGUAUGUACGCACAUAAAAUAGCUGAACUUAUUGAUCCUAAUCAAAAGUUUUUUUCACAUCGAAUACUUUCAAGAGAUGAAUGUUUUGACCCAACAUCUAAAACGGGUAAUCUUAAAGCGUUGUUUCCUUGUGGAGAUUCAUUAGUUUGUAUCAUUGACGAUAGGCAAGAUGUUUGGAACUUUUCACCUAAUUUGAUUGCUGUUAAGCCUUAUUUUUAUUUCAAAAAUACCGGUGAUAUUAAUUCUCCUUAUAAACCUAAAGAAUCAACUUUGGUUUAUGAAAUGACAAAAGUUAAAACUGAAACUGAGGAGACAACAAAGGACAAUCAAGAACCAUCGACCUCUACCAGUGAAAACAAACCAAUUGAGGAUACAGAUGAUUAUCUUCUCUACUUGGAAGACAUAUUGCAAAGAAUACAUAAAACUUACUUUCAUAAUUAUAAAGAUUUGAAAAAAUAUGUCAGUGAAGAAGAGGAGAUUAAUAUCCCAGACCUGAAAAAGAUAAUACCUCUAGUACGAAAGAAAACAUUGCAAGGUGUUAAUAUAGUGUUCAGUGGAUUAAUCCCAACAAAUAUGCCACCCGAAAAAAGCAAACUGUAUUCUAUGGCAAUAUCCCUUGGUGCCAAUGUAACCAAGGAUAUAAUUUUGAAUGGAUCACCAUUAGAGAAGACAACUCACCUUAUCGCAUCUAAAUUCGGUACAAUGAAAGUUACCAAAGCUCUAAAAUGUGACAAAAUUAAGAUUGUUAAUCCUCACUGGUUAUAUUGUUGUUCAGAAAGAUGGGAAAAAGUUGAUGAAAUUUUGUUUGAACUAAAAAAAGACGACAACUUCGAAGCUAUCCAAGAUAAACCUAAAUCAUCGCCAACACCGACACCAGAUAGUGGUUUUGAGGCUGGAUCCAGUAGUGGGGAGAGCUCUUCUCCUACUAAUGCAUUUGAAGAGUGUCCUGUUUAUGACUCAGUUACCGGGAAAAAAAUAAGCAAGAGUCAAAAAGACAAUCUUGAAUCAGCUGAAAGUAAAAUUUUGAGUAAACCAAGCAGUUCAAAGGUUUUUUUAGAUGAAGAUGAACUUCAAUCAGAGAAUAUGCACCAAUUCAGUUCUUUAUCGGGAUUCUCCAAAAAUGAUCUUCAGCUUAUGGAUAAGGAAGUUGACGAUGCUUGUUCUGAAGGUGAUGGUGUGUCUUCCGAUGAUGAAGAGGAUAAUUCCCGUCUAUUGGGUACCAGUUCUGAUGGUUAUAAAAGAAGAGUUGAAUGGGACUCUGAUGAAGAAGCGGACAUUGGAGAUGAAGAUGAAGACGAGGAAGGAGAACAAUCAAAGUUUUCGAAAAAUUGGAAUAAGAGUAAAAAAUGUAAAUUUGCUUGCACUCGGUUAGCUGAUGAUGAUGAAACUCGUGAUUCAUUUGCAGAACGUAGUGAUUCAUCGGGCAGCGAUGAAUACAACGAAUCUAUUGGGUCGGUUGAUGAAGAAAUGGCGGCAGCCGUUGAAAGGGAAUUUUUGAGUUAAGUGAUUAUUUUCACCGUUCUCAUUGCCAUCUAUACCAUUUCUCAUUAUCUUCAUCAUGUUCAUCUUCCCAUCUCACGUGAAUUUUCAUAAAUUUUUCCUCUCACUCUUCUCACCAUACUCCAGUUUACAUCCUCAUCCCAUUCAUUUUUGAUGCUAACAUUUAAUAUUAUCUUAAUGUUCGUAACCAUUGUAGUUAAAUGAAAGAAGGUUAAAUGUUAGCUCAAAAUGUUUUUGUGAAAUAACUUGAUAAAUAUUAACAUUCAAUAAAUAUUAGCGUUCUAUAAAUAUUCGGCUUUUAUUUGCAUCGUAUGAUUGAAAAUUAUUGUAAAAAUUUCAUUCUAUGAAAUCUCCAUACGACCGACUAUCGAUAGAUCGAAGCAAAUGCUCAAUAAGCAUUGCUCAUUAAACACAUUUCUACUCAUAUGUGAUUCAAAUCAUAAUAAAUAAUGUAAUGCAGUUUAAUUCUUUAAUUUACUGAUUUUUCUAUUACUAUUUUGUUUUAGUUUAUUAUUAAAUGUAUAUAAAUUGCCUUAGUGUCUUCUGAUAUUAUCUGGUCAUCAUGAUUCGCAACCCUGCACUCAAACGUGCAUUUCCAAUGAUUUUUGCUCCAAAACAAAUGGAAAAGAUUAAGAACCAUUGUAAAAUGAUUGGUGUACCCUUCAAAAUAGAUGAAAUAACGAGGACAUACCAGUUUUGGGUUGACAAUUUAUCCGUUGCCUCACACUAUGAUCGUGAUGAAAGACCCGUCAAUCAAAUUGAUACAAUCAAUAAUGUUUUGACUAAUAAAGCUCCUGAUCUAUUGUUUGUUGACACAGCUAAAAUGGAAGAGAGAAUUCAAAAAUUUUUUCAACUGGGCUUCGUCAACAAUAUUGAUAAGUUUUACGUAUUUCAUGAAGCACCUCAUGGUUGGUAUCUUCAAGAUUGGAAACAAUUCAUUCUUAAAUUCAAUUAUAUUCAAUAUAGAAUAAUGCCAUGGCUUUUACAUAAGCAAGAUGAUCAAUAUCCGACUCCACAUCCAUUGAUUAAAGUAUGUUCAGCUCUUGAACUUCCGUAUGAGCGAAUAAAAUCUCGAUUCCUUUGGGUUUCAUCAGCAGGAAUCUGUCCCCCAAAAUUCAAUGAAAAUGGUGGUGAUAAUCUCAAUCUAGUCGUGAUUCUCAAAAAUCUUCUCCUCACAAAUUCAAAGCAUUUCGUCAAGACUGCUACACCUGGUAUUCAUAUAAACGAAUAUGAGUUUUUUGAAAAAUUCAUUGCUCAUAACGAGACUGUCGAAGAUUCUAUUAUGAGUGAUAUCACUGAUCUACCUUCUAAAGAAGAAAGCUUUUAUUUAGAGAACCAUGGAGAUGAAACCGUCCGAGAAGCGUAUAAGGCUAGAAAUAAACGAAUUAAAUGAAAUUCAUCGAAUGACAUAUGAUAUUAUUAUAUGAUCGAGAUUAUGCAGUUUCAAUCAAGCCAACUGGGAUUGAUAGAGCAUCAUUAAUUCAACAAAAAUUAGAUUAUUAAAAUAAUAUCUUUGCUUGGAAAGCAUUUGAGAUAUUUAUUAUUGAGAUAAUACAGAUCAUCCUUGUUUCCAUUUUAAUCUUGUAGAUCAUCAAAGAAAGAAACCCAUGUUGAUAUAUUGUAUCUAAAUUCAGCUUAAUGGAAGGUACACAAAGCCCUGAACUGGGACGAAAUUAAAGUUGUUAAUCUACACUGGUUAUAUCGUUCAGAAAGAUGGGAAAAGUUGUACUAUUUGGAUGCUAUCCUAUUUGAACAAAAAUCAUUUUCAUCACGAGCACCAGAUACUGGUUUUAAAAUCUAUUAAUUAAAUUUUGAAUACACCUGAA